This is a messenger RNA of Adelges cooleyi (spruce gall adelgid), 2580 nucleotides long. Its product is annotated as tRNA (adenine(37)-N6)-methyltransferase. The record is from RefSeq and is a predicted model, not a curated record. NCBI's taxonomy places the organism in Eukaryota, Metazoa, Arthropoda, Insecta, Hemiptera, Adelgidae. The coding region runs from base 1243 to 2325 and encodes 360 amino acids. The transcript has 6 exons.
UUAUAAACUAAAACAUACGCCCAUUGUUUAGCUUUCUCAUUUCUACCUUAAACCUAAAUCCUUUACUAAUCUGAAGUCUCUUAUCCGUUUUCUAGUUUAAUUUUCUGCCCUUCUUUCAAUAUGCUCGGUCAGCUCAAACUACCUCGAUCUACUCUCUCUUAUUUUCCCUACAAGGUAUUAUCGCAACAAAUAGAAGUAGAGAAUCAAUCUAUAAACUGCAUAUGUCAAUAAUGCAGAAAUACGAAUUAACUUAAUUAGAUAAAAUUUGCAAUGCCGGCCGUCGGUUGCACUUCUAUAAUAUUUUUUGAUAAUCGUAUAUAAUAAUAUUAAAUUAUAUCUUUAACCCGAUAACAGCUAAUUAUAUAGUAAGAUGGUUGCCGCCUACCUCAGAUUAUUAUCGAUUAAUCUUAGGCAUAGAUUAAAAGCCACAGUAUAUUUAUUCCAUAGACCUAUAAAGCAAGAUUUCUUUAUAGGUCUAUGAUUUAUUCUAAGGCUUAGGUUGCUACCACUUUUCCUAAUUGCAAAAUGACCAACAUCUAUGACGAGUUUCUUAUCAGUAUUCAGUGGGCCGAAUUUGUACCGAUACGGACGGCAGCUCACCGGCCAUCGGACAUUGACGGUUGACUGUUGAGCACUGAGCACUCGCUUAAUCAGCGCCGUAGCUUAACACUUUGCAGUUCGCUCCGCUAAACCAAAAAUAUCCUAGGUUUGCAGUCUGCAGACUACACUAGAAAGAGGCUACAGGUUUUAAGUUAUAUUAGAAGAUCUGAUAAGAAACUGGUCAUUGGGAAAAGUGGUGUUAUCCCGAUGUAAGAUGUUGAUAAAUGAUAAUAGUUCGUUGACUGUUGCCAUAGAUAUAGAGCUGUUAUAGUUUACACAUUUAUCUGUUCUGUGGUUUACAGCUAUGCUAUGCCAGUUAGAUAUACUCAUUACUUGUAAACAAGUUGUAAUUUAGCAUGGCAUAGUAAACUGACCGAGUUGUUGUAUAGACUAUAGUUAGGAUCGAAGUGUCUCUUAAACAGACAAACAAAAUUGUCUGUAAGUAGGACUUACUCAAAUCCAUUAAGUUUCCAGUUUAGCAUACUAAUUUAAGUUUUAUAUAUUCUGUAUUAUAUUGUACUCCUAAUUUUGUAGUAGCAAUAAAUAAUUAAGUAAUUUUUUUCGAACCACCGUAGUCAUACCAUUAAAAACAUUUAGUGUUGGUUGGAACCAUUUAGUGUUGUUGUCAGUUUUAUAUUCAAUAUGGAUAUAACUACAGAUAUUGAACCACUUAGCGAUGAUGUUUCAGACCUAGGAGAAGGGCUUAAACAAUUAUCCGUAGCUCGAGCACAAAUCAAUGCGCUAAGAAAACAAAAUGAGUUGUUAAAGAAGCAACUAAAUGAAAGAAAUGUGAUUGUUGCAACUAAACACUCUCCAAAGGAUUCUGAUAAAAUUGAGUUUUCUGUAAUAGGAGUAGUAAAAACAAAAUUUAAAGAACGCCGUUGUGUACCACGCCAACCGGGACUUUGUCCAUUGGCACAAGCAAAACUUACAAUAUUAAAUACAAUCUUUACAAAUCCUAGUCAUGCUCUUGAAGGGCUUGCUGAUUUUUCUCAUAUGUGGGUGUUAUUUCACUUUCAUAAAAACGAAACUACUCAUGUCCAUGCCAAAGUUUCACCUCCUAGAUUAAAUGGUUUGAAAACUGGCGUACUUGGUACUAGAUCUCCACAUCGACCUUCUCCCAUUGGUUUAUCAUUAGUGCAAAUUGAUAAAGUGGAAGGGAACUCCGUGUACUUUUCUGGUGUAGACAUGAUAGACGGAACACCGGUAAUUGAUAUCAAACCAUAUAUACCACAUUACGAUGCACCAAUGAUGUUGAGAUCGUUUAACCAAUCUAUAUCGUUGGUCGAUAAUGGUUCACAUCAAAUCCUUUUAGAUCCAUUAACUGCGAAUCGAGAAGAUCCGGACGGAGAAGAAACUACCUGUUACGACAAUAUGCCUCUCUCUCCUCUACAUUCAAAGGUACGUGUCCCUCAAUGGAUUACAGAACCUUUAACUCAAGAGUUAACAGUAGAAUUCUCAUCAAGAGCUAGAGAAUUUUUGGAUGGAUUAAAUACAAAUGAUAUUGAGCCAACAAUUGUAAAUAUUUUAAAAGAAGACCCGAGGUCUGUCUAUGUGCGUGAGCGCUACAGUAAUCAAUUUUAUACAUUUUUAAUUGGUGGCUUUCACAUAAGCUGUAAAUUUGAUAAUAGCAAACAUUCAGUAAAUGUCUAUAGAAUAUCGCCAGUUGACAAUUUAGAUUCCAAUGCUGAUCAAGAAGGUGCUCAAUGUCUGUCUGUAAAUUAAUGCUUUUGAUAAUCUUUUUCAUUCCUAUUGUCUAUUUACAAUUAGUUAGCAUUAAUUAUUUAUUCGAUUUUAUUUUGUGAGCUGAUUGUAUUUUAUUUUUAAAUACAAAUUUAUUUAAUAUAAACUUAAAUAUUACAUGUUUGUACUUUAUAAUCAUGAAAUACAGGUUUUUGUAUACGAAAAUAGUUCAUAAAAUUCAAAUUAUAAUUAAGUUUAUAUUUAGGAAGUAUAUUUCUAAAUGUUUAGAAACAAUGU